GUGUGUGUGUGUGUCAUAAGAAGCCAAACCGCAAGCUUAGUUACACAAUGUAGUUCCGACGAUUUCAUAGGCGUUUUGCCCGACUUGCUGUAAGAGCAGGAAGAAGAAAGCUUCACCAUAAUUUCCUAACCUGGGCAGGAAGGACGUAGACUCAGUGCUCAGUGUUGUCCUGUCCCACCUACUGUAUGAAGGUGACUCUGCUCUGACUCAAUAACUCUUGCGUAACCAUAAUAUUGCUGAUUUCCGGGUAAGAAGGACUUGAAAUGGUAUGAUUUGAAAACAAGGACAUGGAAUUAACUGCUUUAAACCAAUCCGACAACAAUAACGACAAAGAGGAAAUUAGAGUUGAGGUGUGCCCAGGUAAUGGAAGCUGCUCUGACCACGACACACAGAAUGCAACAGAAGACCACGGGUUACUGUCAGGUGCACAGGGUGCUGAGAGCAAUGGUGCUCACUAUAUUGUGAGUAAUCUCCCAGAUGACUCAUCAGGGCAAUCUUCUGAUAAGCCCCUGGGAAAUCUUGGCAGAUUGAAAAAUGAGCUGAGGGAACCAGUCUGUUGGAAGCUCAAAGUGUGGAUGCUCAUUCUAAUCAUCUUCACUGUAAUCAUCCUUGCCAUCUUCCUGUCUAUUUAUUUCUGCUCAGUUCCUCAAAAGGAUGUGGAUGACGAAUACAACAUUAAAGAAUUUAUCAUACCACACUUCUUUAGAGGGAAUUUUACACUUCUUAACAAGAACUUAAAACUAGAUGCAGAAUCACAGUCUGAGCUUGAACAAAAGCUGACUCAUAUCUACACAUCCUCUUAUGCCCUGGGCCGGUACUUCUCCAAUGCUACAGUUAACCCACUGAGAAACAGCAAUUUUAGUGUUGAGUACAAGCUGACAUUUAUGAUGCCUAAAGAGCACCAGCAGAUUAUGGAAUACACUUUGAGCAAAGAGAUGGUGUACAGUGUGCUUCUGCAACAGCUAUCUGACGAGGAGCCUGAGGUGGACCCACUUUAUAUCGAUCUGACUUCACUUACGAUGGAAGUUGGGAGUUAAAUGAGCUGAAUUAAAGCCACAAAGUGCAAAUUUUGGCAUGCUGAAUAUGACGACACUGUGACACCUUCAGUACUUGAGAUUCUGCAUGUGCCUGUCCUUACAUUGGAUCCACUGUUUUAAGAUAUGUUAUUGAAGCCACUUAAUUUUAAUAAGGACACAAACCUCAAACAGGUACAUGUACAUGGACAAGACCACAUAACUUCUUGUCAUUUUUUAGAAAAGGAAGUCUGUUCAAGGAUUAUAUUUACCUUUUAUAUAUUAUAUAUAUAUUUUCAGACACAUAUUGUGAUUAUCUUUUGGGACUGGAACUCUGGAUCUAAAGUCAGUUAACAUUUCCACCCUGUUCAUACUGAGACUCUUUUGUAUCUGUAGCAUGUCUGUUUAUUAAGGUGUCACAAGGGGGCGCUAUUUCUUCAUAUGACACCGUGUCAGUUUCAACAGCCUUUUCGAGCUCCCUGUAAACGCAUUAAUUUAUUAUAAUAUAUUAUCAUCAUUUUUGCAGGUGUGGUUGGACUGGAUAUAUUUUGUUUUUCUUUUGUAAUAAUGUGUGAAAAUGGCAGUUAUACAUUUUUGAGGGAUUUGUAUGUUUGUACAAGACAAAAUUAAAUAGUAGAUAUUUUACAAGCAUGUAGCUUAUUACUUUUUAAUUCCUCCAAGGAUAACAGUGAGCUGUAAAAGUAGUGGAGGAUAUAAUGAGGGUCAACAAAAGUAUUACAGUGCAUAUUGCUCCCCCACAAAAGAAUAACAUCAUUUUAAUCAGAUUUCCUGGGAUCUGUUGCAUAAAACUACUCAAAUGUAAAUUAGCCAUUGCUUUUAAAUUGUAUUAAAUAGUAUUUGGGGUCAACCAUCCAGUGUGACAUGCAUAGAAAAGAGGUGAAGAGGUGGGUACAGGUGUGUUGGAGUGGGUGGAGAAAAAAGUCAGGAGUGUUGUGUGACAGAAGAGUGUUAGAGGGAAUCAAAGGAAAGGUGUACAGGUCAGUAGUGAGUGCAGCUCUGCUGUUUGUGUUACAGACUGUACUGUAGCUGUGAGGAAAAGACAUGAGGCAGAGAUGGAGGUAGCAGAGAUGAGGAUGUUGAGUUUCUCUUUAGGAAUGACGAGGAUGGACAGGAUUAGGUACAAGCACAUCAGAGGGACAGCUCAGGCCGGCUGUUUUGGGGACAAGGUCAGAGAGGAUAGAUUGAGAUGGUUUGGACAUGUACAGAGAAGGGAGAUGGUUAUAUUGGUAGAAGGAUGUUGGAGAUGAAGCUGCCAGGUAAGAAGUCAAGAGGAAGGCCAAAGAGGAGAUAUAUGGAUGUGUUAAAAGAGGACAUGAAGGUAAUUGGUGUGAGAUUAGAGGACACUGAGGAUAGAGUUAGGUGGAAACAGAUGAUUUGCUGUGGCGACCCCUAACGGGAAAAGUAGAAGAAGGAGAUUGCUUUUAAAUUACUAGUUAAAAUCCCAUAACAAAAUCAUCACUCAUACAUUGUGAGCAAAAUCAGUUGUGGUGUUUGUGCAACAUUUUUCUUUGUAAUACUCAUUAUCCAGAGAUGGAACAUGAUGAACUCCAAUCAUUUAUUUUGAUGCCCAGUGUGUGAUCAUUCAGGCAUCCAGGAUAUAAUCAGGAUACUUUUUCUUAUUAGCUUUAUGUACUUACCGCUUCAGAAUAAUUCUAAAGACUCAAAGCUCUGAUGCUAAACAUGUCCUGAGUAACUGAAUAAUUGUUAGAGAAGGAGAACACUGUACACAGUUAAUUUUUGGUUGAUCUGCUGAUGCGUCAUGACCCUGGUGCAGCUUUUUCUAACCCUGCUCCUGGAAACUGGCAGCAUUGAAUAUAUUUGUGUAUUAGAUGUCCUAGCAAAAGUGUUUUGUCUUGCUCAAGGUAGAGUAAAUCUAGUUUCUAAUGAAGCUCUUAACAAGAUCACCACUGAACUCAAGCCCAUUUGGAGCAUGUGACCAAGGAGUUCAGAUGUAUUUAGUUUCAUUUCAAUUCUUUGGCUAUAUUCUGUUCAUUGGCUGUCCCUUGUUAUAAAAUGAUGAACUUGAAAAAGAAAGAAACUGUUUUGUGCAC
This is a messenger RNA of Tachysurus fulvidraco (yellow catfish), 3085 nucleotides long. RefSeq lists its product as uncharacterized. NCBI's taxonomy places the organism in Eukaryota, Metazoa, Chordata, Actinopteri, Siluriformes, Bagridae. The record is from RefSeq and is a predicted model, not a curated record. Bases 288 to 1037 code for a protein of 249 amino acids. The transcript has 8 exons.